AUGCCACCAUUUGUUGGUAUUUGUCGUUUGUCCUUAUCCUCCAGCCUCACUUGCCAGAAGUGUGGAGAUGUUCAUGUCACUGCCCUGUCAGAGCCCAUGUCCCACCGCGACGUCUUUGAUUUCAAGAGCCCAGUAGCACGUCCGCCGAAGGGUAGGCAAAAUGAGGGAAACAAACUCCCCCCAGCUAUGCAAUCGAUGGAGCAGUUGCAAGCAGUGAGCCGUGCUACCAUAUGGAAGGAGGAGGCCAACAAGUACCGGAUUCAAGACAACAAAGAUGGUGAGGAGGUCUUCUACACAGUGGAGCAAACUGAUUCGUGUUUUACAAACUACUUCGGCAUUAUUGUGGGUGCGCUGAUUUCGUAG
Durusdinium trenchii is the source of this 363-nucleotide messenger RNA. The record is from the annotation of a GenBank genome assembly. NCBI's taxonomy places the organism in Eukaryota, Dinophyceae, Suessiales, Symbiodiniaceae.